Camellia sinensis is the source of this 1101-nucleotide messenger RNA. NCBI's taxonomy places the organism in Eukaryota, Viridiplantae, Streptophyta, Magnoliopsida, Ericales, Theaceae. The record is from RefSeq and is a predicted model, not a curated record.
CAUUAGUUAUCCAUCAAAAGGCGAAAAAAAGAAAAAACAAUGGGACGUUUAGAGAAAUUACUCUGCCCUGUUUCUUUAGUCUUGUUUGUUAUACUCUUUUCUUCAACCAUUAUCGUUGCUACUGCUUUUGCUCAAGAAGCUAAUGCUCUCAUCGCAUGGAAAGCCACCCUGCAAAGUCCAAACCAUUCCCCGCUAACUUCAUGGGUCCUUUCACCUCAUGAUAACAUCUCAACAAGUAUCGGCCCAUGUAGCUGGUUCGGAAUUACUUGCAACUUCGAUGGAAGCGUCAAUACAUUGAACCUCACAAAUUCGAGUGUAAAUGGUACGCUCGACAACUUUUCAUUUUCAUCAUUUCCCAAUCUUGCAUAUAUCGAUCUCAGCAUCAAUAAUCUUUUUGGUGUCAUCCCACCUCUAAUUGGCUCCCUCUCCAAACUCAUUCGUCUUGAUUUGUUCAUUAACCAGUUCUCGGGAAACAUCCCACCAGAAAUCGGCAUGUUAACAAAUCUUGACACUCUCUACCUAGGCGAAAAUCAAUUGAAUGGCUCAAUUCCUCAAGAGAUAGGCCAGUUAAAGUCUCUUACUAAGCUUGCUUUGUACACCAACAAUCUUUCUGGACCCAUUCCCGCUUCUUUGGGAAAUUUGAGAAACUUGGCUCGUCUACAUCUCUAUAAUAAUGAUCUUUCUGGUUCCAUCCCUCCCCAAGCGGGAGACCUUGUCAAUCUUGUCAUGCUUCACAUGGCUACCAACAAUUUCACAGGUCCCAUCCCUUCCACUCUUGGAAAAUUGAAUAAGUUAACUGUGUUGCACUUGUUCAGCAAUCACCUAUCUGGUUCCAUUCCCCGAGAGAUAGGAAAGUUGAAAUCACUCCAGUACCUAAGCUUUCAAACCAACAAUCUUACUGGCUCAAUUCCAACAUCUUUUGGUGAUUUGAGCUCCCUAAUACUCCUUCAUCUUUAUAAUAACCAACUCUCUGGUCCAAUUCCUAAAGAGCUAGGAAAUUUGAAGUUCCUCAAUGAUCUGGAAUUAACGAGAAUCAACUUAGCGGUUCCAUUUUUCCUGCUUCAUUAGGUAAUUGUCUAGUUUAAAUAUUCUUUUCCUUCG